AGUUUGUUUUAUAAAGGCACAGUGUAUAAUAUGGAUAAUAUGCAUGGUGCAUUGUCUCGUCGCCAGUAUCACGAGUUUGAAUGAGCUUUAAACUGUGUUAUGUUCGUGAACAAACAAAACAGAAAAUGAUCACUUGGUGUCAGUAUGUGAGCAGAAAAGUGUUUCGUUAGAAGCCUUUUGUCACAGACACGGAUCCUCCCCUUUGUGGGACGGCUUUUCACGUUUUCGUACUUCGUGCAUCCUUCAUAUCAUAUCGGAAUUUUCUCUUCCAUUUUGGUGGAAACCACAUAUUAUUUUACGUCUAUCUGUUCUUCGGUUGAUAAAUGAGGCGUCAUUGUGAAUCAUUGGGAUACAUUUUUAGCGGCUAGUUAUGGAGCAGAAAAGACUUGGAGCUUCGGGGGAGCAAUGGCGGUGGGUCGCUUUCAUUGUUUCAUUAAUCUUGCUGUGGUGCGGAGCUUCGGCGCAAAUAAGAUAUUCCAUCGCCGAGGAAGUUAAAGAAGGUACUAUUGUUGGGAAUAUAGCAAAGGAUUUGGGAUUAGAGAAGAACACACUGAAAGAAAGGGGAUGUCGCAUCGUUGAGGGUUCAACAGAGUCAUUUUUUCACGUAAACCAGGAAGAUGGGAUACUCUACGUCGACCGGAUAAUUGACAGGGAAACGGUUUGUGAACGGAGCAGCGUGUGCUUGAUCAACUUGAAAACAGUGCUGGAAAACCCCCUUGAAAUUCAUUAUGUGAUUGUAGAGAUAGUGGAUGUGAACGACCACUCUCCCACAUUCUCAGGUCGGGAGUCACGUCUCGAAAUUUCAGAGUCGGUUUUACCAGGUUUGCGCCUCCAGCUGCAGGCAGCACACGAUCCUGAUGUCGGUCAGUUUUCCAUACAGGAGUAUAAACUCAGUCCUAAUGAUCAUUUUCGUUUGGAGGUUAAAGAUCGUGGAAAGGAUGGGAAAAUACCGAUUUUAGUUUUACUGAAGGCGCUGGAUAGGGAGACAAAGAAAAGUCACAAGUUACUUCUUACAGCUGUUGAUGGAGGGAAACCAAGUAAAUCUGGAACAGCUGAAAUUACUGUUGACGUAUUAGAUGUCAAUGAUAAUAUGCCAGUGUUCAGUGAAGACACAUACUCGGUACUUUUGGAAGAAAAUGCUCCUAUUGGGACAACAAUUAUAAAAUUAAAUGCUUCUGAUUUAGAUGAAGGGUCCAAUGGCGAGAUUGUGUAUUCAUUAGGCAAGAACGUGAAUAGCAGAAUACGUGAACUUUUUCGUGUUGAUGCGGACACAGGUGAAAUUAUUGUUCAAGAUCUGAUAGACUUUGAAUUAGAGGAAAGCUAUGAAAUUGACAUACAGGCAUCUGAUAAAGGAUCGGCUCCUUUAAGGACAGACAAAAGUGUGUUGGUGAAUAUUGUUGAUUUAAAUGAUAACACUCCGCAUAUAGAGGUUACAUCAUUUUCAAGGGCCAUUUCAGAGGACGCAAGACUGGGAACCACUGUGGCAUUGAUCAGUGUUCUCGAUAAAGACUCUGGUCUCAAUGGGAAAGUUAUUUGCUCAUUUAGUGAAGAUGUUCCAUUCACAUUAUCACCUUCCACACAGGAGAACAUGUAUUCAAUAGUCACAAAAUCGCCCCUAGAUCGAGAAAAACAGUCCACAUACCAUGUUACAGUUGUUGCAAGGGAUGCAGGUGUGCCAUCGCUGUCUUCUGAAAAAAGCAUUAGCAUAGCUGUAUCUGACGUGAAUGAUAAUAGUCCAGAGUUUUCAGCAAGCCCUUUCACGUAUUACGUGACUGAGAACAACUCUCCAGGAACUUCACUGUUUUCUGUGAGGGCAUCAGACCGCGACGAGGGAGAUAAUUCUCGUAUUUUGUAUCACAUUUUAAGAGAUGGAAAAGAGAAUAACAAACUCCAUUCAUUCAGUCUUAACAUAAACUCUGAAACUGGGGAUAUUAUGGCGCUAAAAAGUUUUGAUUUUGAGACUCUGAAAACGUUCCAGUUCCAAGUCGUGGCCACAGACUCUGGAACUCCGUCACUGAGCAGCAACGUCACAGUGAACGUGUUCAUUCUGGAUCAGAACGACAACGCUCCAGUCAUCCUGUAUCCAGUCAGCUCCAACGGCUCUGCUGAAGGUGUGGAGGAGAUUCCCCGCAAUGUGAACGCAGGACACUUGGUGACUAAAGUCAGAGCCUAUGACGCUGAUAUAGGAUAUAACGGCUGGUUACUCUUUUCACUGCAGGAAGUCACUGACCACAGUCUCUUUGCUUUGGACCGCUAUACAGGACAGAUCAGAACACUUCGCUCAUUCACAGAGACAGACGAGGCUGAGCACAAACUGCUCAUACUGGUCAAAGACAAUGGGAACGUUUCCCUCUCAGCAACAGCUACUGUGAUUGUCAAAGUGGUGGAGCCCAAAGAGGCUUUUGCAGCCUCUGACGUCAAAAGUGCAGCCAAAGAUGAUGAGGGGAAUGAUGUGACUUUUUAUCUCAUCAUAACUUUGGGCUCAGUUUCAGUCCUUUUCCUCAUCAGUAUCAUCGUGCUGAUUGCAAUGCAGUGCUCCAAAUCCACAGACUACACUUCUAAAUAUCUACAAGAGACUAAUUAUGACGGGACACUGUGUCACAGCAUCCAGUACAGAUCUGGAGACAAACGCUACAUGUUAGUUGGACCCAGAAUGAGUAUAGGAUCUACUAUAGUCCCUGGCAGUCAUGCAAAUACUCUGGUGCUCCCUGACAGGAGACGCACUUCCGAAGAGGUAAGAUCAAUAUUUUGUCUAUUUCAUUCCUGUGAUUUUUCAUUUCACAAUAUUUUGUGCCAAUGAGGUCAGCUCGAUAUGUUUAAUUGGAUUUCAUGCCGUUGAGUUUGGAGCUUGUGUGCCUCUCACUAGUAUAAUAUGUUCUGUAGUCUGCACUUUAUGAAACAAACAAUACUGACUCGCUUCAUGACAAAGACUUUGAGAAAAUGAAUGUGAAAAAAAUGCAAUGCAAGAAAGAAAACAAAACGUUUUAGUAAGGCCAACCAUCUUUUUCUUGUUUUGCUAAAAUGUUCACAGUGAACUAGUACAAGUGAAAAGAAUGGCUAUUGGGCAGCUUGUGUGCACGAGAUAAGUUUCAAUACAAAAUAAGAUGCUGAUGCAAAUUGUGUAGCAAUCUUUGGGAGAGUGGCUGUGCGUGGCAGACGACCGGGUUGUCUCCUUUGAUUUAACUUCCUGUUUAAUCAAGUAAGGAUAUUUGUACCCGUGUAAACAAUAUUUUUACAACUGCAAUCUUACCCAUCUGUUUGAUGUGUACGUUCAAAAAUUAGUGGCUGGUUUAACUGAGUGCAGGCAGUCGCUGUCCAUGGUGCUGGAACAUCCAUAAGCAAGUCCCUUUUCUGGGCAAAACUCAUUUGAA
Scatophagus argus is the source of this 3371-nucleotide messenger RNA. RefSeq names its product protocadherin alpha-8-like. Gene Ontology annotation, cellular component: plasma membrane. The record is from RefSeq and is a predicted model, not a curated record. Lineage: Eukaryota; Metazoa; Chordata; Actinopteri; Scatophagidae. Gene Ontology annotation, biological process: homophilic cell-cell adhesion. The coding region runs from base 371 to 2800 and encodes 809 amino acids. The transcript has a single exon. Gene Ontology annotation, molecular function: calcium ion binding.